AUCACCUCCCAUCGUAGUAACAGCCCAGCAGCAGCAGCAGCAGCAGCACCGCCAAUACGCAAUGUGACAACGCGUGUAGAUCAGCAGCGUGUACCCCCCCUCCCCGAGGAAAGCUAGUGGGUUCAGCGUCGCCUAUGCAAACCCUUCACCACCACGCUACGACACUCUCACCAUGUUUCCACCUCCAAAAGAUGGAUACUCGGAUGUACGCGAUGCCGGAUCCCGUUUAUUGAGGCCAUUCGGACGUAUUUUGUGAUUUGCGUUCAAGCGUGGGAUACACACGGAUGAAAACCCCCGCAUCAGCAAGACUAACAAUGGUGCAAGGUUGUGUGGUGGGCUGAGCCAUGGUCUUCCACCGCCACUUUGAGGAAUGGGCUUUUUCUUGGGGAGAUCGUAUCCAGAGUAUGGGGAAUAUUUUUUUUUUUGUUAUCCCUUCGACUUGAUUUGUGGAGAUUUCUGUGGGGUUUUGCCGUAGUUUGGGUUUAGCGCCAAGAAGAGCGCGUCUCUCACUCACCUUUUACCACCACAGUGAUUCGACGGCUCCGUCUUUCAGGGAUUUUCGGGACAUCCAGGUAGGCUACCCUGAAACCCCUUUCAGCGAGACGUUGGUUCGAUUUUGGACAGCCCUGGGACACCCUAUAUCGUGUCCCUGUGAUCUCUAAACAUCCCCCAGGUAGAUUGACCUCGCGUUCUUUGUAUUUAGUCACAUCUCAACGUUUCCACUGCCACUGGAGGUACAGCGGUGAGAAGUUGGGGUGCCAUGCCGCUGAACGCGUUACCCCGCGGGGGGAACCACAACACCGGCUCCCUUAGCCCAGCCUCGCUGUCCCGGAGCCUUUCCCGGCUCAGGGAGUUGAGGACCCGCACGCGGAUCAUGCUGGCGCUGGGGGUCGCUCAGAUGGUCCUGGGGAGCCUCAUCCUGGCCGUCAGCUUCGCAGCAUUGGCUCUCACCACAUCACCCCGGGUCCGACACUCGUGCCCCUUCUGGGCGGGAUUCUCGGUGCUGUUGUCCGGACUCAUAGGUGUGGUGUCCUGGAAGAGACCCCUCUCUCUGGUGAUCACCUUCUUCAUGCUGCUGUCAGCGGUGUGUGUGAUGCUGAACCUGGCCGGCUCCAUUCUGUCCUGUCAGAACGCUCAGCUGGUCAACUCCCUGGAAGACUGCCAACUGCUUAAGUUUGACAGCGACGGCGUGUGCGUGUGCUGCGAGCUGCCGCAGCAGAGCUCCAGCUGCACCAACCUGGGCGAGACGCUGAAGCUCAACCCGCUGCGGGACUGCAACACCAUCCGCCUGCGCCUCAAGGAGCUGUUGUUCAGCGUGUGCGCCCUCAACGUCAUCUCCACCAUCGUGUGUGCCCUGGCCACCGCCAUGUGCUGUAUGCAGAUGGUGUCCACUGACCUGCUGCAGAUGUUCAUGCCUCACCGUGGCCGGGCCCUGAACGCGGACUGCGUGACCCCCCACGGCACCAUCCUCCACCAGACCCUGGACUUUGACGAGUUCAUUCCGCCCAUCCCCCCGCCCCCCUACUACCCCCCGGAGUACACCUGCACCCCCUCCAUGGACGGACAGAGAGGCCUACAGCUAGACUUCCCCCACUCUCCGUUCAGUGCCAUCUACGGCGUUCCAAUCAACAGCCCGGGAACGCUGUACCCCACAGACCUGCCCCCGCCUUAUGAGUCUGUUGUAAGCUACACCCCCGCGAGCCAGGUAACCAGCAGCAUCGAACAGCGAGCCACUGAGUCCAGUCUUUGUGAGGGAACCACCGCGGGCCUCAGCACUCAGGCCUCGGUGGACAGCGCCUCCCUCCUGGUGUCCGAGCUGGCCGACCUGCAGGACAACAGCUCCUCAGACGACCUCUGCUCCCUGGAGGUCCCGGGCGGGGGCUCCGACUCCUCCCCCUACACCACGUCCAACCCCGGCCACCCCGACGGCACUGGCCCCCAGGAGCUGAGGGCCCAGGGGCCCCCGCGGGGGGGCCACCAGCGCGGCCUCGCCGACACCACCUACAGCGAGUCGUCCCACACCCAGUCCCCCGACUGGUCGUCGGACAACGCCAGCAACCUGGACCACGACGAGCACGGCGACGGCCCCCACGGCGGCGAGGAGCACGGCGCCCGCGGCCUGCACGUGUGCGAGGAGCUGGCGUCGGCCAAACACGCGGCGGAGGAACCGCCCAGGACCGCCCCGCACGCGCUGAUCAGGGCGCGCGUGUUCAGCCGGAAGCUCACCCUGCCCGUGGCGCUGGCCCCACCGCCACAGCCCUGCUCCCCCACCUCGCUGGCCUCGUCCGGGGGCACGUCGGGGCUCAGCCCCCUGCCGCCCUCCGCCUCGCCCUCGCCGCCGCCGGCGCCGGCGCGGCCCCGCGGGUCCCGGCUGUGUUUCAGCGUGUGGACGCCUUCCUCCUCCUCGUCCUCCUCCUCCCAGCCGCCGGCGCGGAGCGGCUGCUCGCCCGGAGACCGGCCGCGGGGGUUCCGGGCGGUCCGGAAGUACCGCAGGCUGGCCCGCAUGGUGCGCUCCACCAGCGACCCCAUCUCCUGCUCCUCCACAACGGGAGGGGAUGGCUGUGGAUGUGUGCCCGCUGGGAAAGCUCCUUCUGGGGACUCUGAUGAGACGUCUCCCCUGGAUGAUCAAGUAACAGUGUCAACCGAACCAGCAGACAUCAUCAGCCUCAAACCCCGAGCACUGCGCACACACUUGUCCCAGGAGCGACCCCACUCCCUGGCCGACCUCAAGACGUAUAAAGACACCAAAAUCCUGGUGGCCAAGUUCCUGGAGCACUCCAGCUGCAGUCUCCCCCCAGAGGUCCAGCAGGUGGUCAACUCCAUCAAGAGUGUUAUCCAGUCGGACGAGAAGCACAUGGAGGAGGCCAUCUUCAGCGCCAAUGUCAUCGAUCAGGUAAUGAGCCAAUCCCAGUGGAGCCGAGGCACUUCCAGGAAGUGUUGCCAUAGCGACAUCCACCUCCAGAGCUGUGGCGCCUUGAGCUCUUCACCGUCCCUGCGCCGUUCCAAACGCCUGUCAUCCCACCUGCUGAGCAGCCCCGACACAACCCGGCGCACCCCCUCCGACCGGAGCCUCACGUCCAGGGAGACAGUUCUCUGACCCCCCAACCACCACCACCACCACCACCACCACCACAACAAGGACUCAGCCCAGUGAUGGAGGUAUUUUUCCGGGUGCCCGCCGGGCCGAUGCAGUCGGGCCCAGCCAUACAGCAGCAGAGAUCAGACGUUGGUUUGCGGGUGUGCUAGAUGUAUCUCUGCGUGGGGACUUCAGAGAGGGCUGAUACCCGUCAGCCCUCUUGACCCCAGUGCCAUGUGAAGCAGCGCUCCGCCCAUCAGCAGGAACGGUAGCAUACUGGGAUCCGAAGCAGCGACCGGUAGCUCUCGCACUCAACGGAAAAAAAUACGACUAGUAGAAAAUAACAAAAAAACAUAAACAUCAAACCAGAAUGUUCUCCCUCAGGGGAUCUUUCUUUUACUUUUCAAAUUACAUUCAGUUCAAAAGGAAUGCGUCUUGCUGUUUUUGCUCUUAUUUGCCCACAUCUGAUCCAUAUCCGGUGCUAAAGGGAGCAACUGAAGUUUGUAUUGAACUGCCGCUACCAGCUCUGUUUAAAGACAGAGCGGCACUGUAACAGAGCGGGGAGAGGGUAAAUAUUUAGUUGUGCCGCUGGUUAAAGGCUUAUUUAUCUUACCUCAGUGUGUUUCCAUUCUCAUCAGUGUUCUAAUAAAACAUGAGUUUCUAACUG
This is a messenger RNA of Gadus morhua (Atlantic cod), 3743 nucleotides long. RefSeq names its product family with sequence similarity 189 member A1 (gene entrep2). Lineage: Eukaryota; Metazoa; Chordata; Actinopteri; Gadiformes; Gadidae. Bases 761 to 3097 code for a protein of 778 amino acids. The transcript is spliced from 12 exons. The record is from RefSeq and is a predicted model, not a curated record. Gene Ontology annotation, cellular component: membrane.